GAUGCUUGGGAAAAACUGCUGGAGUCUGAGAGGUAUGAGCAAAAGGAUGACUUCACUGUCGUUCUUCAGCCUUCUCUCCAAGAAACAAAUCUGCUGCUCAGACUGGGCAGGGAUGGUUUCAUUACCACAUCAAAGACACAACUGGAAGCUCUGGAAGAAGAUUAUACUUUCAUGGCUGUGGGCCUCUGGAACAACAUGUUGGAGCCAGUUGGACAGAAGCAGCCUUAUGAUGUCACAAAAAUGCUUCAUGUCCAGUGUCCAUCUCAGGAAAAUCCAUAUUUGUUCACAUAUAGAAAUAGUAACUACUCAUCUUCCCUGGAGACAUCAAACACCAAAGAAACAUCUCAGGAGAGGAUUUAUGGAACAAAUAUUCCAUGUUUUGACCGGGGUCCCUCUGAUACAGUUCCAGUUUCAGUUCAUAAUUUGAAACCAGCAGAUAUUCGGGUGAUCGCUGCCCUGGGAGAUUCACUCACAGCAGGCAAUGGGGCAGCAUCCAAACCCCAUGAUGUUCUGGAUGUCCUGACUCAAUACCGAGGUGUUUCUUGGAGUGUUGGAGGAAAUGAAAACAUAAGCACAGUCACGACACUAGCAAACAUUCUUCGUGAGUUCAACCCAUCCCUGAUUGGGUAUUCCAUUGGUACUGGAAAGGAAACUACAGCAAAUGCUGCACUCAACCAAGCUGUGGCAGGGGAUCGUGCAGAAGAUGUUCCUGCACAGGUUAGAAGACUGGUGGACCGAAUGAAGAAUGAUACUAGAAUAAAUAUGCAGACUGACUGGAAGAUCAUAACACUUUUCAUAGGAGGAAAUGACCUAUGUGAAUUCUGCAACAAUCCAGCACGCUAUUCUCCUGAAAACUACACCUACAAUCUACAAACAGCUUUGGACUUACUUCAUAGAGAGGUUCCACGGGCAUUUGUGAACCUGGUGACAGUGCUUUCCAUAGCGAGCCUCCGGGAGCUGCAUGCAUCAAAAAAUAGUAGCUGCCCAAAGCUGCUUAUGAGGCUCCUAUGCUCUUGUGUCAUAAAUCCUGAGGACAAUUCCAACGAGUUAAAGAAGUUGGUCUACUUUAACAGAAGAUAUCAGGAGAGAACCCGCCAGUUAGUGGAGAGCGGAAGGUAUGACACUACAGAUGAUUUCACAGUGGUUAUGCAGCCAUUUCUGAUGAAUGUGAACAUGCCAAAAACACAGGAGGGGUUACCGGACAGCUCAUAUUUUGCCCCAGACUGUUUCCACUUCAGCCAGAAGUCUCAUUCCCAGGCUGCACGUGCUUUGUGGAACAAUAUGCUAGAACCCUUAGGGAAAAAGACAGAUAAUCAGCAAAUAGAAGAUGAGAUUGUUCUCAAAUGUCCAAGUGAGGCUGAGCCAUUCCUGAGGACAUAUAAGAACAUGCAUUCCCUAAAGCCAGCUGAUGUGAAAAUUAUAGCAGCCCUUGGGGAUUCUUUGACGGCUGGUACAGGAAUUGCCUCAGAUAAUCUCCUGGAUUUGGACAUUGAAUACCGGGGACUGUCUUGGAGUAUUGGAGGAGAUAUGUCAUUAGAGAACGUGACAACUCUACCUAACAUCUUUCGAGAGUUCAAUGCUGCGAUCGUGGGCUAUUCGAUUGGCACCGGGAGCGAGAAUGAUUCAAAUGCAUUCCUUAACCAGGCAGUUCCUGGAGCACAGGCGGAGUAUGUAGCUUUUUGUUUUACAUUUGCAGCUGAACUUUCAAAUGAAGCCAACAGUCCUGGUUAUGAAAUCCACAAGCAGGAAACUGGCAGAAAGUCUUUGGAGCGAAUCGACUUCAAUGCUGACUGGAAGCUCAUAACAGUGCAUAUUGGAGGCAACGAUCUGUGCAACUAUUGCAAAGACCCUGAUCACUACUCAGCUGGGAAUUUCAUCAGAAGGAUUCAAGAAACUCUGGAUAUUCUGCACCAGCAGGUUCCAAAAGCUCUAGUGAGUCUCGUUGAAGUGAUGGACCUCCUCCCUCUGAGACAGUUGUUUGUGGAUACUCAAGUUCAGUGCCCCACUUACAUGGCAGAUUAUCUGUGUAGUUGUGUUCUCACAGGAGAAGAAAACUCACCAAAUUUAACAAUGGUGAGAGAAGCCACCAAAGCUUACCAGCUUGGCAUUCAGACACUUGUGGAGUCUGGCAGAUAUGAUACUCAUGAAAAUUUCACAGUGGUCAUCCAGCCUUUUCUCCAAAAUUCCAAGAUUCCUCUCGGUCAGGAUGGACAUCCAGAUGUCUCCUACUUUUCACCUGACUGCUUCCAUCCAAGCCAGAAAGGCCAUUCUCAGCUUGCCAAGGCUCUCUGGAAUGCUGUGUUACAGCCUGUAGACCAGAAAGCUGACUCAUUUGAUUUCAUGGCUGACAUCGUUCUCAACUGCCCAGUUCAGAACAAGCCAUUCCUGGCAACAUACAAGAAUAAAAACUACACAUAUCCAACUGUGGAGCCCACUAAUGAGCCAAUAGAGAAUUGGGGUAGUGACCUGUCAUGUUCUGAACAGACUCCAUCCAGUCAUGUCCCAACAUCAGAUAUCUUGAAAAAAUUCAACCCCAACCUCUUUGGCUUCUCCACUGGCAGCUCUAAGGAAACAGCUGGAUUCAACGUUGCAGAGGGAGGCUCCACAGCACGCAAUAUGUCAGCCCAAGCACGUGAGCUAGUGGAGCUAAUGAGAAGCAGCUUGAAAAUGAACUUCAAGGAAGACUGGAAGCUGAUCACUGUCCUCGUUGGAGGCAAUGACCUAUGCCAGUACUGCUUGGACAAGGUUUGUAUCUCUGAAUUAGGCAUGCUCAUCCGGGCACUUGGCAGGUGA
Molecule: messenger RNA, 2793 nt
Organism: Balearica regulorum gibbericeps (East African grey crowned-crane)
Lineage: Eukaryota; Metazoa; Chordata; Aves; Gruiformes; Gruidae
Source: RefSeq, a predicted model, not a curated record